Messenger RNA from Arachis ipaensis, 634 nucleotides. The record is from RefSeq and is a predicted model, not a curated record. Lineage: Eukaryota; Viridiplantae; Streptophyta; Magnoliopsida; Fabales; Fabaceae.
AUGAAUAGUGAUUUGAUAACAUGCAUGCUGUUGUUGAUGAAGAUGCGUGGUUUAACUGAUUAUUUUUUUGCCUAUCCUUCUUCACGGGGCAUCUACCUGAGGGAGGCUACUGCUUUCCAACAAUCUACUGAGACAUGCUACUUUUGCAUUUGUCUUUACCAGCUAGGUCUCAGCUUGGACCAAGGGAAAGGAGCCGAUGGAGCAGCAGCACCAGGAGUAGGCUUCUUGAAGCCACCGGAAGAGGCCUCCGGUAGCGGCAAGCACUUUCGCGACGACGUCCUUGAUGCCAGAGCUAAGAAUGUUUUUCAUGGCCAACCAAUGCCUACUACUAUUCCGGAAACUCCACAUCCUCCAACAAUGCGUCCUAGGGUGCGGGCUAGAAGAGGACAGGCUACAGACCCACACAGCAUAGCUGAACGGCUGCGCAAAGAAAGAAUAGCAGAAAGAAUCAGGGCUCUACAAGAACUGGUUCCAAGUGUCAACAAGACGGAUAGAACUGUAAUGUUAGAUGAAAUAAUUGAUCUGCAUUUGUUUAUUUCAGGUACUGCACUUAUUUAAUUGAUCUGUCCUGUUUCUAUCCAAGGAACAAGCUUUUGCCUUCUUCGAUUCCGCCUGCUCUGCUCUUCUGCCCUGU